This is a messenger RNA of Phragmites australis (common reed), 2372 nucleotides long. Its product is annotated as fatty acid amide hydrolase-like. Bases 164 to 1993 code for a protein of 609 amino acids. The transcript has 20 exons. The record is from RefSeq and is a predicted model, not a curated record. NCBI's taxonomy places the organism in Eukaryota, Viridiplantae, Streptophyta, Magnoliopsida, Poales, Poaceae. Gene Ontology annotation, molecular function: catalytic activity.
UCCACUCCCCUCCAAUUAACUCUUUACCAAGAAACCGAUCUUGUCCUUGUUCUUGUCGUUCUUCUUGGCCGUCAUCGGCGUAUAUAAGCACCAAUUCUUGGCCUAAUCGCGCAGCCAGCCAGAUUCAGAGUGCCUGCCUGCCUGCCUGCUGCUCUCAUAAUCCAUGGGACUCUUCAGCUCGCCUCCGAAGGUCUACAAGCCGGCCACCGAUGUCGAUCUCAGCCCCGGCAGCGACGAAUUCUACAUCAGCCCCAAUGUCAAAGUAACUCGGGUUGCCGGGCUUCUGGUGAAGAUCUUCGUGUGGAUCCUCGAGAUGCCGAUCAUCGGGCAGAUUGUGCUUUACAUCCUGAAGAAGGAUAAUCUCAUCAACAAGCUCGUCUCUGACGCCGACAUCCCGGAGCCGCCGCUGUUCACUGCAAUCCACAGUUGGGAAGACAUUUCAGAGCAGAAUGUGAGCCUGACGAAGCCCGACCUGUCGCCGGCCGAGCGGGUUCAGGAGGCCGUCAGCUGCCUCCCGGUGCGCCUCGAGUCAAGGCUCGCCGCCAACGCGCCAUCGUCGGGCCUCAAGCGCUGGACGAUCAGGGACUUCUCGAACGCUUACAGUUCGGGAGAGACCACACCAGUUCAGGUUGCGGAGAGGUUUGUGGCUGCAGUGAAGGAGUGUUCAGGGCCUGGCCUCAACAUGGCCUUGUUCAUCAGCUACAACCCUGAGGACAUCAUGAAGCAGGCUGAGGAGUCCACUCUGAGAUACCAGAAAGGGGCGCCUCUGUCGGCGAUGGACGGCGUGCUGGUGGCCGUGAAAGACGAGAUCGACUGCCUGCCCUACCCCACCACAGGCGGGACGCGGUGGCUGGGGGCGGCGCGGCGGUGCGGCGCGGACGCGGCGUGCGUGGCGCGGCUGCGGGCGUGCGGCGCCAUCCUCGCCGGGAAGGCCAACAUGCACGAGCUCGGCGCCGGCACCAGCGGCAUCAACCCGCACCACGGGUCGACGAGGAACCCUUACAACGUCAGCAAGGUCGCCGGGGGCUCCUCCAGCGGCUCCGCCGCCGCCGUCUGCGCCGGCCUCUGCCCCGUCGCUCUUGGCGUCGACGGAGGCGGCUCUGUCCGGAUGCCGGCGGCGCUGUGCGGCGUCGUGGGCUUCAAGCCCACCGCCGGACGCCUCUCCAACGCCGGGGUCCUUCCGCUGAACUGGACGGUCGGGAUGCCGGGGAUAAUUGCAGGGACGGUCGAGGACGCCGUCAUCGCCUAUUCAGCGAUCGUCGAUCAGUCCCAACCAUCCUACUUACGGCCGGAGUUGAAUCUGCCUCUUCUCAAGUCUACACCGUCCAUCAGCAACAUCAAGCUAGCGAAAUACGCUAAGUGGUUCAAUGACAGUGCCGAGGACAUCAGGAGCUGCUGCGACAAAGCUCUCCAGAUGCUGCAUGCACACUAUGGCUGGCAGACUGUGGAUGUGACUAUUCCUGAGAUCGAGGAGAUGCGGCUUGCGCACUACGUGACCAUCGGUUCAGAAUGCACGGCUUCGCUCGCGAAGUACCUUGACAAACUGAAGAGGUCUGAGAUUGGUUGGGACGCAAGGGCCGCGCUGAGCGCGUACGGUUCAUUCAGCAGCAGAGCCUACCUGAACUCGCAACGGCUUCGGAACCGGCAGAUGUACUUCCACAAGGAGAUCUUCAAGACGGCAGACGUUAUCGUCUCACCGAUGACCGGUGUGACCGCCUACACGCUGCAAGACGACGCGCUAAACAGCGGGGAACUUGACUACAUAAACGGAGCCGCGCUGGUCCGGUACUCCAUAGCAGGGAACUUCCUCGGAUUGCCGGCCAUCACGGUCAUGGUUGGGCAUGACAAGGGCGGGCUACCCAUCGGGAUUCAGUUCAUCGGCAGGCCGUGGUCGGAGGCGACUCUGCUCCACAUAGCGUUUGCAAUGCAGGAAGCGUGCGCCAAGGGCUACAGGAAGCCGGAGGUGUUCUACGAUCUCCUCAAGAAAGAGUGACUUGAGUCGUCUGCAAGAGAUCUCAGCUCUGUCCGUUUUGAUCAGGUGUGGAGUGUUUGCCGUAGCGAUGUUAUGCCUUCAGCUGGCACGCGAUAUCGGUGGAAAUGGGUCGGCUGAAUUACCCAUUGAAGUGAAGAAUCGUAGCAAAGUGUUCUUGUUUAGCGUACAGGAUCUGAAAGAAAGAAAGAAAGAAAGGAAGGAAGGAAGAGAGCAAAAUCGCUCAAGUUCAGUAGCGGUAAAUCAGACGCGGACUGGAGAAAUUUCAGUUCAUUGUUGUAACUGUAAGCAGUGUGUGUGAAGUCUUCUGAAAUAUUGACCAUCAUGUUAGAUUUUCUCAAAAGUUUUUAUUGGUCGAACUAUGAAUAUAUUUCAUAUGGUA